AUGCCCGGAGGUCUCCUCCCCGGGGUCAAGGCUCCCAACUUCGAGGCAAACACUACCAUCGGCCGCAUCCGUUUCCACAACUAUCUGGGAGACUCAUGGGGCAUUCUCUUUUCCCACCCUCCGGACUUUACCCCAGUGUGUACCACGGAGCUCGGCAGAGCAGCAAAGCUGGCACCAGAAUUUACUAAGAGAAAUGUUAAGAUGAUUUCUCUUUCCAUAGACAGUGUGGAAGACCAUCUUGCAUGGAGCAAGGAUGUCAACGCUUACAACGGUGAAGAGCCCACGGAAAAGUUACCUUUUCCCAUCACUGAUGAUAAGAAUCGGGACUUUGCCAUCCAGUUGGGCAUGCUGGACCCAGCAGAGAAAGACGAAAAGGGCAUGCCUGUGACUGCUCGCGUGGUGUUUAUUUUUGGUCCUGAUAAGAAACUGAAACUGUCCAUCCUCUACCCAGCUACCACUGGCAGGAACUUUGAUGAGAUUCUUAGAGUAAUUCUCUCUCUCCAGCUGACAGCAGAAAAGAGGGUGGCCAUCCCGGUUGACUGGAAGAAUGGGGACAGCGUGAUGGUCCUUCCAACCAUCCCUGAAGAGGAAGCCAAAAAACUUUUCCCUAAAGGAGUCUUCAUCAAAGAGCUCCCAUCUGGCAAGAAAUACCUCCGCUACACACCGCAGACAUAGGCUCGCCACAGAGUUGGUUCUG
Messenger RNA from Dama dama (fallow deer), 697 nucleotides. RefSeq names its product peroxiredoxin-6-like. Gene Ontology annotation, biological process: cell redox homeostasis; cellular oxidant detoxification. Bases 1 to 675 code for a protein of 224 amino acids. NCBI's taxonomy places the organism in Eukaryota, Metazoa, Chordata, Mammalia, Artiodactyla, Cervidae. The record is from RefSeq and is a predicted model, not a curated record. Gene Ontology annotation, molecular function: peroxiredoxin activity. The transcript has a single exon. Gene Ontology annotation, cellular component: mitochondrion; cytosol.